UUGCUUGAGACUGGAGAUAAGAUAAUGGAAAAACUAAAGGGCUCCCCUCUUGCGGCAAAAACGGUUGGUAGAUUACUGAGUAAAGACCUUAGUUUGCGUCACUGGAAAAGGGUCCUAAAAAGUAAAGGAUGGGAGAAGCAGAACGAUGACAAUGCAAUUAUGCCUGCCUUGAAGCUUAGCUAUGACUUUCUUCCUUUCCAUCUGCAACAAUGUUUUGCCUAUUCUGGAUUGUUUCCUGAAGAUUACAAUUUCAGAAGUGACGAGCUGAUCAGUCUAUGGAUUGGACUAGAUAUUUUGAAACCCAAUGGGCAAGACCAAAUAUUUGAAGACAUAGGUCUGAGCAAUUUAAAUGAGUUAGUCAUCCAUGGAUUUUUCAGAGAAGAGAAAACUUAUUAUGGUAUGCGUUAUGUUAUGCAUGACCUGCUGCAUGAUUUGGCAUUGAAGGUUGCAUCUCAUGAUUGUCUUAGUCUAAGUCUCCCUAGUGUUGGAUCAGUAGAGAUUCAGCCAACCACCCGUCACUUGUCUAUAAGCACAUAUGGUUUAGGUAAAUAUGAUGAAGUGUCUGGUAAAAAAUUGAAGAGUGAAUUGGAAGAACUAAAGACAAGAUUUAAGGUUGAAGAAUUGCAAGCAUUGAUGUUAUUUGGAAAAAUGGAUGAAGGUUUUUUCAAGAUAUUUGGUGAUUUUUUGGGGGAAGUGAACACUCUUCGUGUUCUUCAUUUGCCCAAAAUGCUUUGUCCCGUGGAGUUCAUGUUACAUAACUUUUCGGGACUUCUCCACCUACGAUACCUAUGUCUAGGGACACAUGACAUCCAGAUUCAUUUACCACUUAGCAUCUCUAAAAUUUAUCAUUUAAGGAUUCUAGAUCUUAAAUGGUGGAAUGGCAGUCGUGAUUUGCCUGAUGACAUGAGCAACCUUGCCAAAUUGUGCCAUUCUUAUGUCCCAAAUGAUGAUAAGCUUCAUUCUGAUAUUUAUAAUGUGGGAAAGCUUAAACUCUUAGAAGAGUUAAAGGUAUUUGAAGUCAAUAAAAAAUGUGAAGGGUUUGAACCAAAGCAACUAGAGCACUUGACCAAGCUAAGGGAGCUUGGCAUCUACAACCUUGAGAAGAUAGAUACAACAGAAGAAGCAGCUCAAGCAAAACUGAUGGAGAAAAAUUACUUGAGGAGGUUAACAUUGGACUGGGAUAGUAAGCGAUCUAGUAUUGAUCCUGGUGUGGAAGCAGCGGUUCUUGAGAGCCUUCAUCCACAUGGAGAUCUUCAGGUGUUGUGCAUUAGAGGGCACGGAGGUCCUUCUUGUCCAUCAUGGCUGGGUGAUGAGUUCGCUGCUGAAGGUCUACAAGCUCUUUAUCUGUAUGGUGUUUCUUGGGAAGUUUUUCCUUCUUUAGGGAAGGCGUGGGAUCUUCGUGAAUUAAGGUUUGAGCAUAUUGCCAGGCCGAAGGAGUUUACUAUAGAGAAAAGCUUUUGCAUGCUAAUAAAGUUUGAACUCAUUGGCCUAGGAAGUUUUGAAAAAUGGAUUUUCCCAGCUGAACGAGAUUCUUCCCUGGAUGGAGAGCGGUUGCCAACGGAUGCUCAUACGUUCCCUCUCUUGCAAGUGCUGAUUAUUAAAGAGUGCCCGAAAUUCUUAGAGUUUCCAAUUUCAAACCAUAUUCUUUAUCCUAAACUACAGGAGCUCAAGAUACAGGACUGUCCAGAAUUCUUGUCUCCCAUCUCCUGGACUGAAAGUCUGCGUAAUGUCGAGUUAGCAAAUGUGAAACUAUUAAAGAGGUUUACAUACUCAGGAUCAUCCGGUGGAGCAGAAUUGAAAAUUACCGGAGAGAGUGAUCUGCUUAGCUUAGACCAAGUGUUACUUUUCAGUAAAGAAACAGGUAUUGAGAAGCUGACACUGGACAAGUGCCCACCUCUGGAGUUGAAGCACCUUCUGAUGCUAACCUCGCUGAGGACAUUGAUUGUAAAAGAAUCAGUUGGUCUAGUUGGACCACUAGGAGGAGGUCAGAGUGAUGUGGAAUGGCAGCUCCCUGUUGAGUAUAUCAAGAUCUACAAAUUAAAUGGUAAUACUGGCAAGGAACUGACAGAGCUCCUCCCCCACCUCCCAAAGCUCUCCAAAUUGGUAAUAUGGUGGUGUAAAAGCAUAAAAAAGCUGGUAGUGGGGGUGGAUGUGCAACAAACAACACAAGAAGCAUCAGAGAUGGGGGGAGGUGAAAUAACAGCAGCAGCAGAGGAAGAGGAUGAUGGGGUGCUGCUCCUCCCAGCUCAUCUCUGUGACUCACUACGGGAAUUGUGGUUCAAUUACUGCCCAGAGCUGGUCCUGGUUGACCCUCCAACUCUUGUUCCUGGUGGAGGAUGGCUCCAAGCCUUGCGAUCCCUCCAGAGAUUAACA
Messenger RNA from Triticum aestivum (bread wheat), 2373 nucleotides. Its product is annotated as putative disease resistance protein RGA3. The transcript has a single exon. Lineage: Eukaryota; Viridiplantae; Streptophyta; Magnoliopsida; Poales; Poaceae. The annotation marks the transcript as partial. Gene Ontology annotation, biological process: defense response to other organism. The record is from RefSeq and is a predicted model, not a curated record.